GAACCUUAUGUGAACACACCAGACUUCUUUGAGAGGAAUAUAGUGAUUGAAAAAUGUGUUUUUUAAUUGGUUGUCUAUUAAGCCCGGUAUUACUUUUUCCUAUAAUAUUGGGAGCGCUUGUUUUGUACACUAGGCAUCGUAAGCAGGGCAUACAGUUCAAAAAGCACACCGAUGAAACGGGUAAGGUAUUCAUCGUUACCGGUGCAAAUGCCGGAAUCGGGAAGGAAACGGUUCGGGAACUGGCGAAACGGGGUGGAACCGUUUAUAUGGCUUGCAGAGAUCUGAAGAGAUGUGAAGAGGCCCGCCUAGAGAUUGUCAAGGAAACUAACAACCAGAAUGUUUUCUCUCGGGAACUGGAUCUGAACUCACUGGACUCAGUUCGUAAAUUCGUUGCUGGCUUCAAGCGAGAGCAGGAUAAGUUGCAUGUGCUCAUCAACAAUGCUGGGAUCAUGAGGUGUCCUCGAAGACUGACCAAGGAUGGCUUUGAAUCGCAGCUGGGCGUUAACCACAUGGGUCACUUUCUGCUGACCAACCUGUUGCUGGAUGUUUUAAAGAAAACGGCCCCCAGUCGAAUUGUGGUCCUCUCCAGCGUGGCACAUACCAGGGGCACCAUCAACUUCGAUGAUCUGAAUAGUGAAAAGUCGUACAAUGAAAUUGAUGCCUACAGCCAGAGCAAGUUGGCCAAUGUUCUGUUCACCAGGGAGUUGGCAAAACGAUUGGGAGGAACAGGUGUCACGGUCAACGCCCUAAACCCUGGAUCCGUUGAUACAGAACUGGCCAGGGACUGGAAUACCUUAAAGGGUUACUUUAUACGAUAUGUUUUAAAGCCUCUGAUGUGGCCCAUUCUGAAGACCCCCAAGAGCGGAGCCCAGACCUCCAUAUUCCUGUCCCUAGAUCGGGAUUUGGAAAAGGUAACCGGAAAGUAUUUCCACAACUGCCAAGAAGAGGAACCUUCUCCGGCCGCCCAGAAUGAUGAAACCGCCGGGUUACUGUGGGCUGAGAGCGAAAAGUGGACUGGCCUAGACAGCUCGAAAUUGGAUUAAUUACGACGUGGUUCUGUAAUUGCUAUCAUAAUCAAAAUUGGGGAUUCUUAUCGGAGAAAUACCUUGGAAAACAUUCCCUGACAUAUGUAUAUCUUAGUUUAACAAGAAAGGAAGUUAAUUUCGGCAAGCCGAAGUUUGUAUACCUUGCAGUUAUAAGAAAUAAUCAAUGUUAGUAACGACAAAUCGAACGACUGCAUCAUAAAGCUGCCAUAGAAGCGAUCGGAAAAUUGGUGGGAAAAUAAUAUGAAACAAAUUAUAGCUUCGGAGUUUUUUGGCAUAUCAUCUUGUAAUAUUGGGAAUAUCAUGUCAUAUUUUUAAUACUUUCGAAUUAAGUUUAAUAGAAAUCGGACGACUCUAACAUAUAGCUGUCAAAGAAAAGGUCCGAGAAACAAUUAAUAAUUUAAUGGUGUUACUUAUGUUGAUCAUUUCUUAUAACUGCAAGGGUAUCGGCUUUCCGAAGUUAAUUUCUUUUCUUGUUUUCCCUUUUAUUCCUAUGGGAACUAUAGAUAUAGUUUUCCGAUCCGGCUAGUUCCAACUU
Messenger RNA from Drosophila biarmipes, 1581 nucleotides. Its product is annotated as retinol dehydrogenase 13. The record is from RefSeq and is a predicted model, not a curated record. The transcript has 5 exons. NCBI's taxonomy places the organism in Eukaryota, Metazoa, Arthropoda, Insecta, Diptera, Drosophilidae. The coding region runs from base 54 to 1043 and encodes 329 amino acids.